Messenger RNA from Adineta steineri, 675 nucleotides. The record is from the annotation of a GenBank genome assembly. NCBI's taxonomy places the organism in Eukaryota, Metazoa, Rotifera, Eurotatoria, Adinetida, Adinetidae.
AUGUGUAGUUGGUCUUAUGCUCAUGGCUUAUGGAUGUAUCGAGAGAUAUUUUCUUGUUUUCCAUCGAGUUUUUUUCUAGAGACAUUUGAUCCUACUUCACUAUAUGGUCCAAUAGCCUUCUGUGUAAUCUAUCCAUUACUAUUUUACACAGUAGUGAUUAUGACAUAUCCAUGCCAAAACGAUUUUGAUUAUACUAAAUAUGUUUGCGGUGGUCCAUGUUAUCAAUUUGAGCCUGGCAUAGGUUUAUUUGACUGGUUUUGUGAUGUAUUUGGUCCAAUUAUUGUAGGUACUGUUGCAACAAUGGUACUCAUCAUUCGUGUAAUUCUACAGAAACAUCGUGUAGGUCAACGUGCUAUCUGGCAACGCAAUCGUAAAAUGGUGAUCCAACUAGCAGCUCUUUCUACUAUGUAUAUCGCUGUUUGGAUACCAAAUAUUAUAUCUUUCGUCAUUCCAAUCAUUGUUCCAAAUCAACUUGCUCUUGAUUUAGCCUCAAAUGUGUUUUGUUACUUUGAAUACUUCGCUGUUCUUCUUUGUCCGUUCGUAUGUCUCGUUGGACUUCCUGAAGUGCGUCAGUCUAUAUAUCAGAUAUUUAUUCGAUUCAAUACUAUACAACCAUCAUCCCAAAAUCCUAUAGAAUUCCUUAGGCCUUUACCACAACGUGCAUUUGGAAAAUAA